Messenger RNA from Penicillium arizonense, 1023 nucleotides. Its product is annotated as ArsA family ATPase. The record is from RefSeq and is a predicted model, not a curated record. Bases 1 to 1023 code for a protein of 340 amino acids. The transcript has 3 exons. Gene Ontology annotation, cellular component: GET complex. Gene Ontology annotation, molecular function: ATP hydrolysis activity; ATP binding. NCBI's taxonomy places the organism in Eukaryota, Fungi, Ascomycota, Eurotiomycetes, Eurotiales, Aspergillaceae. Gene Ontology annotation, biological process: post-translational protein targeting to endoplasmic reticulum membrane.
AUGUCUUCCGCUGUGGUACAUGGCGACGAUCUCGACAUGGAGCCUACGCUCCAGUCGGUCCUCAACCAAAACACACUCCGUUGGAUCUUCGUCGGAGGUAAGGGAGGUGUGGGUAAGACCACCACCUCGUGCUCGCUGGCCAUCCAGUUGGCCAAGGUGCGCAAGUCUGUCUUGCUGAUCUCGACCGAUCCCGCACACAACCUGAGCGACGCUUUCGGUCAAAAGUUUGGAAAGGAAGCGCGUCUGAUCGAUGGGUUCUCGAACCUCAGCGCGAUGGAGAUCGAUCCCAAUGGCAGCAUCCAGGACCUGCUUGCCACUGGAGAUGGCCAAGGCGAAGACCCCAUGGCGGGGUUGGGCAUGGGCAACAUGAUGCAGGAUCUGGCAUUCAGCAUUCCCGGUGUUGACGAGGCCAUGUCCUUUGCCGAAGUCCUCAAGCAGGUCAAGUCGCUCUCAUACGAGUGCAUCGUAUUCGACACCGCUCCGACCGGCCACACCCUCCGCUUCCUCCAAUUCCCCACCGUGCUCGAGAAGGCGCUAGCGAAACUUUCCCAGCUGUCCUCUCAGUUUGGCCCGAUGCUGAACUCGAUUCUGGGCGCUCGUGGCGGUCUGCCCGGAGGCCAGAAUAUGGAUGAGCUGUUGCAGAAGAUGGAGUCAUUGCGUGAGACUAUCAGCGAAGUCAACACGCAAUUCAAGAACCCGGACAUGACCACCUUUGUUUGUGUCUGCAUUGCGGAGUUCUUGUCGCUCUACGAGACGGAACGUAUGAUUCAGGAAUUGACCAGCUACAACAUUGACACGCACUCGAUCGUUGUCAACCAGCUGCUGUUCCCCAAGGAGGGAAGCAACUGCGACCAAUGCACUGCCCGGAGAAAGAUGCAGAAGAAGUACCUCGAGCAAAUUGAAGAGCUCUAUGAGGAUUUCAAUGUAGUCCGCAUGCCGAUGCUUGUUGAGGAAGUGCGCGGGAAGGAGAAGUUGGAAAAGUUCAGUGAGAUGCUGGUGAACCCAUACGUGCCUCCUCAGUAA